AUGGGACACGGCGAGGUAUUGGACAAGAAUGGCAAUGUCAUCCAUGAGGGCGAUUAUGUCUUUACAAGAAUGCGCGGCGGAACACAUGAAGGAAAAGUAGAUGAAAUCAUCACAGACGAGCAACGAGCUCAAGAGAAGGACGUUAAACAUCCGCCCAAGGUAAGCAAAAGAAAUGAUCACUUAUGCAAUUGCAACGGUGUGCUAAUGCGCAAUCUCUGGAGGUUUUAUUCCACAACAAAAAUGGGAAGACAGUCGCGCAUAAUCCAAGGACUCUGGAAGUAG
Molecule: messenger RNA, 282 nt
Organism: Penicillium cinerascens
Lineage: Eukaryota; Fungi; Ascomycota; Eurotiomycetes; Eurotiales; Aspergillaceae
Product: hypervirulence associated TUDOR domain-containing protein
Exons: 2
Coding region: 1-282 (93 amino acids)
Source: RefSeq, a predicted model, not a curated record